Molecule: messenger RNA, 2090 nt
Organism: Bombus huntii
Lineage: Eukaryota; Metazoa; Arthropoda; Insecta; Hymenoptera; Apidae
Gene: Tfb4
Product: general transcription factor IIH subunit 3
Exons: 7
Coding region: 335-1213 (292 amino acids)
Biological process (GO): nucleotide-excision repair; regulation of DNA-templated transcription
Cellular component (GO): transcription factor TFIIH core complex; transcription factor TFIIH holo complex
Source: RefSeq, a predicted model, not a curated record
UAUUAUUUUUAAGUAUUUUCUAAAACUGCAUUUUCAAUUCAUUAUUGAAUAUAAAAGAAAAAUUAAUUAAUUUGGAGUAAAAUGUUUUAUCUGUAUUUUGAUUAUAUUUGAAAAAUUAAACAUAUUUGAAUCUUCCAGAAUAUUUCUGUGGUAACGCUAGUUAGUAGCUGGGUUCUUACGAACUUGACAAUACGUAUAGGAAGGAUUGAACGUUUAUUUUCUGAAAUUUAAGCUAUUAAAAUUUAAUAUUAGAAGAAAAAGGUGAUAAAUUUGUAGAAAUAUGUUUUUAGCAAGUUAAAUUUAUGUUUACAUCAAACAAUUGCGUUAAUUCAAGAUGUCAAAUGAAAUAGAAACAAGUUUAUUAAUAGUUGUAUUAGACGUAAACCCUGUGCAAAGAAUUAUAAAACAGGAAACAAGGAUAUUGACGCAAUGCUUAGACUCUACUGUUGUUUUUGCGAAUGCUCAUUUAAUGCAAUCAUCUAAUAAUCAACUUGCCGUGAUAGCAUGUCAUAGUCAUGGAGCAAAAUUCUUAUAUCCUUGUGAAAAACCACUAGAAAUUAGACAAAUUGACGGACAAUAUGAAAAGUUUACCAUGAUUGAACGUACCAUACGGCAACAAUUGCAACAAGUUAUCAAUGAAAUUUCCAUGGAUAAACCAUUAAAUGGAGAAAGUCUUAUAUCCGGAGCAUUGACUAUGGCAUUGUGUUAUGUUGCAAGGUUAGAAAGGGAGAAAGUUGCUAGUGAAAAAAUAUAUUCCAGAAUCCUUGUGAUCACAGCUAGUAAUGAUUCAGCAACGCAAUAUAUGAAUUACAUGAACAUAUUCUUCACUGCCCAAAAAAUGGGAAUAAUAUUGGAUGUAUGCAGCUUAGAUCAAGAAUUGACUUUACUUCAACAAGGCUGUGAUAUUACUGGUGGGAAUUAUCUAAAAGUGCCCCAACUUAAUGGAUUAUUACAGUAUUUAUUGUGGAUAUUUUUACCAGACCCAAACGUUAGAUCAAAGUUAGUACUUCCACCACCUGUGAAAGUAGAUUAUAGAGCAGCAUGCUUUUGUCACCAAGAACUAAUUGAUAUUGGCUAUGUAUGCUCCAUAUGUUUAUCAAUAUUUUGUAAAUUUAGUCCAAUAUGCACAACGUGUCACACAGUGUUCAAAAUACCAGGACCUAUUCCCAUGAAAAUGAAAAAAAAGAAAAAGAAUGUAGAUAUAGUACAUUAAUUGUAUUUUUUACUAAAAUAUAUUUAUUUUUUCAUUAUAAAAACAUUACACGUUAUUUACUAACAAAAUCAAAAAAAGGUGCGAAUGGACAUGUUAUAUACCUUUAUUAUAAUACACUUUGUCUAUAUGUUCUUUCGCAUGUUCCUUAAACUGUUCAUAUUCGGAUGGAUACAACUUCAUCAAUAUCGGACUCAUAGAGCUUAACAAUUAAAAUGCAUUAUCGCAUGUUUUCGCAUGUGAACAAGAAAUAAGAUAUAAAAUUUCUUACCUUCGUUCGGGGAAAAUCGCAAGGGCGGAUGGAAUUGCAAAUAUGCAGCUAUAAAAAUAAAUUACAUCUAAUAAGAAACGAUUAGAGUGAAAGACCAAUGAAAUUAAAGUUGAGAAAUUACCCUAUAGCACAUAAACCAGUUUGAAUUGGAAUUAAGAUCCAUGGUCGAUGCUGAGAAAAACAAUAGGGCAUAAGUUUUUGAGUGAUGAUUGGAAUGAGAAGAAAGCAUGGUAUGGACAUAGCUAUUCUUGAGACUAAACAUUCACAAAUACUUUUUACAGCUGCUACUUUUGAUUUCAUGAAAGGUUCUGUUUUGUCUUUCAUGUAUAUUGGAAUUCCUGUUGUGAUCUCUUUGUAACGUAUGACUGGCAAAUUUAUUAUGUGACCAGUAGUCACUGCACAAAAUGGUAAACACCUCUGAUGACAGAAAAGUAUAAGAGGAAGUAUAAUGUAAGACGCUAAAAAGUAUAAAGAAGCAACAAGCAACUAACAGUAAAACGAGUGAAGUUAACCAGAAGUAAUUACGUUUAUACAUUGUUAAUACUUUAACAACAUAACAUUUAUAAAAGUUCCCUCUGGUUAAUAUAAUAGGAAUGGAUCUAUAAAUCA